AGGCAAUUUUGGAAAAUUAUAUUACUUGGACAAUUCUUAGCUUUUAUGAUUUGCGGGACAGCUGUCAGCAGUCAGGUUUUACAGGCUAGACAUGGUGUAGACGCUCCAACUGCUCAGAGUUUUAUUAAUUAUUUAGCCCUUGCAUUCGUGUAUAUGCCUCUCUUCGUAUUUCGUCCUAAGCGAUUGCACAAGGUGCUGCGUUGGAGAUCGUUAGGAUACUUCUUGGUAGCUCUUGCCGAUGUUGAAGCCAACUAUUUACUGGUUAAAGCCUAUCAGUACACAACCUUAACGAGCGUACAGCUACUCGAUUGCAUUACCAUACCAGCGGUAAUGAUUCUUUCCCGUAUAUUUCUCAAAGUACAUUAUCGUAUCGUUCAUUUAGUUGGGGUGAUUAUUUGCAUGAGUGGUGUAGGUGCAUUAAUUGGGGCAGAUGCGCAAAACAACCAUGCCCCUGGUCAAAAUCCUAUCCUUGGAGAUAUGUAUGCUCUUAUUGGUGCUACGUUAUAUGCUGUGACUAAUGUCGCCGAAGAAUAUUCCGUUAAAUUUUAUACUAGAUUAGAAUUCCUUGGAAUGAUCGGAUUCUUUGGUAGCCUUAUUAGUGGAAUUCAAUUAAUUAUUCUAGAAAGACAGCAACUGGUAUUAGCGGAAUGGAAUUCUGAAAUAAUCGGACUUUUUAUUGGAUUUGGCAUCUGUAUGUUUUUAUUAUACUCACUGGCACCUGUAUAUAUGAGAAUGAGCAGUGCAACGACUUUCAACCUAUCGAUAUUAACGGCGGACUUUUACGUAUUCAUUUUCGGUCUGGCUUUAUUCCAUUUCAAGUUUUCUGGUCUAUAUAUCUUGAGUUUUUGUCUGGUCGUUGUUGGUUUAAUAGUGUACAAU
Messenger RNA from Trichoplax adhaerens, 879 nucleotides. RefSeq lists its product as uncharacterized. The transcript has 6 exons. Lineage: Eukaryota; Metazoa; Placozoa; Uniplacotomia; Trichoplacea; Trichoplacidae. Gene Ontology annotation, cellular component: membrane. The annotation marks the transcript as partial. The record is from RefSeq and is a predicted model, not a curated record. Gene Ontology annotation, molecular function: transmembrane transporter activity. Gene Ontology annotation, biological process: transmembrane transport.